AUGUCAGGAAUCGAUGUCGAAGCUCUUCUCGAGUCCACAGCUACUCCCGACGUAAAAGACUCUCCUCGAGACAAUGAAGACCGCCACCGAACCGAACGCAACGAGCGCCGUGACAAGGACAAGUCCCGUGAUGGCUCACGAGACCGUGAUAGGGACCGCGACCGAAAAAGACGGGAUCGAAGCCGAGAACACCGUAGAGAUCGAGAUCGAGAUAGAGACAGAGAUGAUGACAUAAAAAGCCCCAGAAGCGAACACGGCUCUGCUAAUGGCAGUCAUAGGAGCAGGAGGAGGAGCCGAAGUCGCGAAGAUGACAGAAGACGCUCCAGACGCGACGAUGGUCAUCAUCGUCGGCGAUCGAGAUCUCCAGAAUAUGAUCGCUACUACCGGCCAGAAGGACGAUCACGCCGUGAUGACGAUGAGCGCCGAGAUCGUGACAAGGGUGACAGAGACCGUCGUCGCUCUCAAAGUCCCAAGAAGAGUCUGAAGAGCAAGACACCAGAACCACAACUUACUGAGGAUGAGCGUGACAGGAGAACUGUUUUCGUACAACAACUUGCCGCUCGACUUCGAACCAAAGAGUUGAUUCAAUUUUUUGAAAAGGUUGGCCCGGUCAAAGAAGCGCAGAUUGUUAAGGAUCGCGUCAGCGGACGUUCCAAAGGUGUUGGCUAUGUUGAGUUCAAAGAUGAAGAUUCGGUACCCCUCGCCAUUCAGAUGACUGGACAGAAACUACUCGGGAUUCCCAUUAUUGCUCAACUCACUGAAGCAGAAAAGAAUCGCCAAGCUCGCAACCCCGAGGCCAGCAGUAGCAACCAUAAUUCCGUCCCAUUCCACCGCCUUUAUGUUGGAAAUAUUCACUUCAGCAUAACUGAGCAGGAUUUACAGAACGUCUUCGAACCUUUCGGUGAGCUCGAGUUCGUGCAACUCCAAAAAGAUGAUACGGGUCGCAGUCGUGGAUAUGGCUUCGUACAAUUUCGUGAUCCCAACCAAGCUCGUGAGGCUCUCGAGAAGAUGAAUGGCUUUGAUCUUGCAGGUCGCCCGAUCCGUGUGGGUCUAGGCAACGACAAGUUCACCCCCGAAUCGACGGCCAAUCUGCUUCAGCGCUUCCAGGGACAAAACCAGACUGGCUAUCAAGGCUCUGCUUUCUCUGGAUCUGGUGGACGAGGUGCUCACGCUGGCGGCUCUGGCGGAACCUUCGAUCGCGCGGGUGGCCGCGACAAUGACAAAGGUACUGGCGGCGCGAGCGCUUUGGACGAUACAGACGUUGCCGGUGUGAACUUCAACAACUAUAGCAGAGAUGCAUUGAUGCGUAAACUCGCCAGGACAGACGAUUCAAACGCCGAAUCCGAGAAGAAACCCAUUGUUCCUAAGAAGGAGAGCAAGCCUCUGCCUGUCAAUGUCAGCCAAGCGAGUCGUUGUGUCUUGCUCCGUAAUAUGUUUGACCCUGCUGAGGAAGAAGGCGACAGCUGGGUAAAGGAGCUCGAGGACGACGUGCGAGCCGAGUGUGAGGAGAAAUAUGGCCACGUCGUGCAUAUUUCGCUUGACCCGAACACUCAGGGCGACAUCUACCUGAAGUUCGAACGCGUGUCGGGUGGUGAGAACGCAAUCAAAGGCCUUAACGGUCGCUACUUCGGUGGUAGGCAAAUCAGCGCGCAGCCCGUCGUUGACGCCGUCUACAGCAGCUUGUUCUCUAGGACCAAGGCAUUGUGA
Molecule: messenger RNA, 1707 nt
Organism: Exophiala spinifera
Lineage: Eukaryota; Fungi; Ascomycota; Eurotiomycetes; Chaetothyriales; Herpotrichiellaceae
Exons: 4
Coding region: 1-1707 (568 amino acids)
Biological process (GO): mRNA processing
Cellular component (GO): nucleus
Molecular function (GO): RNA binding
Source: RefSeq, a predicted model, not a curated record